Messenger RNA from Sitophilus oryzae (rice weevil), 5030 nucleotides. RefSeq names its product probable WRKY transcription factor protein 1. The record is from RefSeq and is a predicted model, not a curated record. The coding region runs from base 142 to 4686 and encodes 1514 amino acids. The transcript has 9 exons. NCBI's taxonomy places the organism in Eukaryota, Metazoa, Arthropoda, Insecta, Coleoptera, Curculionidae.
CAAAUUCAAAUAGUUCCACCACUGGAUUUAAACUUAUUUUUUGCCGCUCUCUUUCUGUCAAAAGUUCAUAAGUGAGGUUAGAUUUAUUGUUUUGGAAGCGUUUUUAAGUUUUUAGGUAAUAUUUUACAAAAAUACCAUAAAAUGGGUGAAAAAAAUUCUCCACUAACGUUUAAUGAAGAAAAAUAUACUCAAUUCAUAUACGACGAUAUAGACGAUGUCGAUAUUUUCGGUACUACAAGUGCAGAAAACGAGAAAGAGGCUGAAAAUAUUGAUCAACAACCUCUUCCAAGUAAUGAAGUAAUAGAGGAAAAUGAAUCCCUUAAAAAAGAAAUGGACAAAUACAAAAGCGAGAAUGAACUUUUGAGAUUACGAAUCUCUGAGCUAUAUUUAACUGCAAAAGCUGAGAUGGAGCGAAAAGAUAAACGUUUGGGCGAACUGAAAAAUGAAAUGGAUAUUUUAUUAGCUAGAAAAAAUACACAUUUACAGAAUAAAACCCUUGUUAAUAAGUGUCAGAGAGAAUUCUCGAAUGAGGAAUUUCAGAGAUUUGAUGCAAAAUAUAAGAUUCCAAAAAGAAACAACGUAAAUAAUGUUGUUGAAACUAAUAAUUCCAAAAUUAUUGCUGUUGGUUUAACAGAUGAUACAAAAGAUACAAAGCAACAUUCCCAUCAAGAUAAAGCAGAUAAUAGAAGUAUUAUAAAGACUGAAAAUUCUUCUAAGGAUCCUUGCAAAGAAAAUCUAACAUGUGUUGAGAAUAAAAUGAAAGAUAAUGAUACAAUAGGCAAAGCAAAUAAACAUAUCCAAGACAAAAAUUCAACUAAAACUGAAGUUAAAGCAGAAUAUAAGCACCACAGUAGUCAGAAAGAAAAUAAUGACUCUACUGAGUCAAAAGCAGUUUUAACUAAAUGUAGAGAUGGUAGAUUUCAUUCAAGACAUACUCGUUCACCUCCUAAAGACAGAGAUCGAGGGAGACAAAAUAUUUCAGGAAACCGAGAUAACAAAUACUAUUCUAAUCAUGAAAGUAGAUCGAGAUCUACAGAAAAACCAAGACAGAGAGGGCAGUACCAAAAAAACAACUUUAGAAAUAGAUCUAAAUCCAGAGAAAAUUAUAAUUCCCGACACAGAGUUGGAAGGAGAUCUAGGUCGCUUUCUAGAGAAAGAUUUAAAACUAACAGACAUACCAGUCAGCAAAGCUAUUCAAGUAAUAAUUCAAACAGGUUUAGAGAUCAUAGAACAGACUCUAAUAAAAGAUUGUCACCUAAAUCCACAAGUGGUCGAUGUAACCAAGCUGAUGUUCAGUCGUUGAGACAGAGACUACUGAGAUACAGACAUCGGAGUUUGGAAAAAGAUAGAGUCGUUGCUAAAUCAUCAGAAAAUAGUACUAAUAAUUCAAAAUUACCAAAGAACGUUGAUGACAAAGAUACUGUUACCUUUAGCGAUGAAGAUGAAAUACAAUUGUUUCUGUCUGGUGAGAGUGAUCAUGAAGAAAACAGGGAUGGGGAACAUGAGGAUGUAUUGGAAACGACAUUUAAUUUAUUGAAAGAUCAAAUUGAUAUUGAUAACAUGACAGAGGCUCAAUUAGAAAGUUUACUUAAAGAAAAACAGCUGCUGCUUGAAAAAGAAUCUGACGAUGAAACACCCACAGAUAAUACAAAUGAUAUUUGUAAUUCUGAUGAGAUUAUGGUUUGUUCAAGUGAAGAUGAUGCAUAUGCAAAAGCUGAAAAUUUAGAGCCUGAUCCUAACAAAGAAACUAAGUGGUUAAUACCUCUUAAUGAGAUUGAAAUUGCAUUGGAUAAGAAAAUUGUUACUGAUAAGGGUAUAAAUAAAGAUGUUACUAAAGAACAUGAAGAAAUAGAACCAGAGAAUGAAAAAGAAACGAUAGAGUGUGUAAAUGAUUGUAAAACAUCUGAAAUACAAGUUAUAAAGAAUGUAAAGUUGCACGAAAAAAAUAGUACAAACGAAAAAGAUAUAAUUAUAGAAAACAGUCUUUCUAAAAAUGUUAAUUCUAAAGAGGCUGUCAAAAAACUAGAUAUUGAACAGAAGAAUAAUGAUGAGAGUGAAGACCUUGCAAAGAAUAUUCCAAAAGAUGCUUCAGAACUUCAAGAACAGAAUGUAUUAAAAGAUAACCAAGAAAACCAAGUGCACAACAAGGAUGGUGAUACUAUAGAAAUGGAAGCAGCCAAAACACUUUGUAGUUUAAGUGAACCAUUGGAUUUUAAUGAUGACAACUCACCAACUAAAAUUAAUAAAAAUUCUGGUUCAGUUGAAGAUGAAAAAUUAAAACCUAAUGACCCAGAAGUUCAAACUUUGGAAGCUUACAUUAGUGGAACAAAGCAAGAAACUGUAUUUAGUACCAGUGGUUUGGAACAAGAAUUGUAUAUUAGUGAUGAUGAUGAUGCUCAUGAAGAUACGGAAAAACAUGAGACUCAUGAUGAUCACCAAAGCAAACCAAACUCUCAAAAAGUUAUUAUACUUUCGGAUGUAAAAUUAGAUCUAAGGGAAAUUACUAAACUAGGUGGUACAAGGAAAGGGAGACUUGGUAAAUCUAGUUCUGAAUGUAUUGAGUCAAUUCAGGAUGAAAUAAAUAGCAAAACUAUUGAGAAAACUCAAGAAAAGAUUAGCAGGCAGACUAAACCAGAAGAAGCUGAGACACUGGACACUACAGAACUACAAUUAUGUCUGGAAGGGAGUGAUCAUAAUGUAGUAGAUAAGAAAACUCGAAGUCCAAGGAAGCAAACAAAAAAUAAAUCAUCAUCUAGAGUAAAAAAUAACGUAAAUAACACAACUAGAAACAAUAAGAAAAAUAAUAGUUGUGAAAAAAUUAGGAGUAGUGCUGAAAAAAUUAAAAUGCUUUUUGGACCUCAAAGUCCAAUAGUGUCUUCAAAAUUUUCGGAAGAAAAUGUCAUGGUUAACGCUAAAACCAUAUCGCCAAACGAAAGACGAAGAAUAUUGAUUGGUAAAGCAAAAAGGAACACAUUUUCCGAAGAACUACUUUUGGCCGACACUAGUGCAAAAAACGGUUUCAAAGUCAGAGAUAAAAAUGGUAAAGUAAACAAAAAACAAACUGGUAAAAUCGAGAAAGAGAACAUAGAUGAACCAGUCAAUAAAGAUGAGAAAGAAACAAAAAAUAUUGCGACAGAAGAACCAAAAAAAGUAGAUGUAUUUUGUAACAGCUUGACAUAUAUUCCAUCGAAAAAUUCCGCAGUGCCUUUUGACAGUCCAAAUUCUUUCAUAACAAAGAAAAUACAGUCAAACAACUCAAAAAAAAUUAAACUUGAAGAGCAGAAGAAUAUCACGGAUGUAUCAAAAACCAAAAAUGUUCAAACCAAUCAAAACACACAGAAUAAAAAGCAAACUACAAAAAAUUCAAGAGUAAACCGUAGAAGUCCAGUGAAGAGAGUUACUAGAAGUACCAGGAAGACAAAUAAAAGAACCGAAGAAAGUCCGGCACAAAAUAAAGGAAGUUCUUGGAAAAUUCGUUUUGCAGAAAAUUCGAAAAAGAGGAACAGAAGUGAAUGUAGCAACGAAGACUCCGGUAAAAAGAAGAAACUUAAAACAGACGAGGAUACAGAAAAACCUGCUUCGAAUAGUGUUACGGUUGAAGACAAGAAUCCUAACCUCAAACCUGACACCAAAAUUAGGAAACCACGAGCAUCGAGGACGAAAUCUUCAGAUAAAAUAAACAUAGAAGAGCAUAAAAUUGAGCAGGAAAGAAUAGCAAGUAAUGAGGCACUUCAAAGCAGGCUUCAGGAAUCUAAUAAGGUUGAAUUACAAAGAUUGGAUUCAAAAAGUGAAAAAAUUGAACCAAAUAGUAGACCAACCACUUUGGCGGAUGUUAUUAAAGAUGAAUUGGGUGAUAAGAAAAAAGUUGUUAAACGAAUAACGCCUCGAAGAAUAGGUGAUUGCACUCGAAAGAAAAAGGGUGAUAAUGCUAGAGUUCAGCUUUUUACUGAAAGUACUGAAAGUACUGAAAACAGAGGUUCUGAAUGUGUACAAAUAUCACAAUCAUUUAUUGAGAGUUCGGUAGUGUCUAAUCUUUCAUCUAGUGUAAAAAGUGAUGUUACAGUAACUCAGCCUGCGCCGAAUAGCUCACCUUUGCCAUCUUUUGAGAGAUAUAUUGAACAAUCAAAGAGCGCUUUAAAAAAUAAAACUCCUGACAAACCUGUUAAAAGUGAAAAUUUCAAGUCGUCUUCUGAUGUGCGAACAUCUGAUUAUGGCGAGUUUCCAGAUAUUCACAUCGAUCCAAUAACUCUGAUGGAAAAAAAGGAAAUCGAUAAUAUAAUCAUCGAUUUAAAUAUUUCAGACAAGAGUUUAAUAUCAUUGGCCAACGGAUGUAAAAGUAAGAGUGAUAAAGACAGUAAUGAUGAUCCUCUGGAACUUAAAGACCCAAGAAAUAGUAUUAAUUCCUUAGAUUUUUCAAAUUUCUUAAGCAAGAAUAAAACUACCUCGACUCCAGUAAAGUCUGUAACAAGAAAAGCUGAAGAUAAAGUUGAGGUUUUGACUGAAAAAACUGAAAAUAUUUCCAGUUGUUCGAAUCCAAAUGUUUCGGAUAAGAGUUUUCAGAAUCUUUUAGAGUAUGCUGCCAAUUCUUCCGGUGAUAAUAGUGGUGUUGUUAAAAGCAAUAUUCAAAUUGGGGUUCCCCUAAGGAGGGAUCGAAGAAGAAGGCCUAUCGUUAUGUUACUUGAAUAGUAAAAAAAUCAACAUAUUUUUAUAAGCGAAUGAAAUUAUUUUUUAUAGUUUGAAAUGAACUUUUUCCUGUUUUUAUUUAUAUGCCAGUAUUAAUGAUUUAUUUAAGAAAAAACUUCAAGGAUUUUGUAAUGAAACAUUACUCUUUACUUUACUUCUUUUGGUUUAUUGUAUAUUUUUCCUAAGGUUAUUCACGUUUAUUUCGUCCGGUUUUUGUUGAAGAGAUAAGAAUAUAUUGUACAUAAAUUAUAUUUGAAAGAUUUUGUAUAUUAUAUCCUUUAUAAUCUGAUUAUAAGAGAUUCUAUAGCUUGAAAACAGUUUUUGUAUGAAAGGAAUUGAAUUUUACA